Oryzias latipes (Japanese medaka) is the source of this 1830-nucleotide messenger RNA. RefSeq lists its product as uncharacterized. Gene Ontology annotation, molecular function: RNA polymerase II cis-regulatory region sequence-specific DNA binding; DNA-binding transcription factor activity, RNA polymerase II-specific. Gene Ontology annotation, cellular component: catenin-TCF7L2 complex; chromatin; beta-catenin-TCF complex. The record is from RefSeq and is a predicted model, not a curated record. Gene Ontology annotation, biological process: canonical Wnt signaling pathway; regulation of transcription by RNA polymerase II. Lineage: Eukaryota; Metazoa; Chordata; Actinopteri; Beloniformes; Adrianichthyidae.
ACUACCAACCACUUCCGGUUCAGAGGUCGCUAAUGUUUUGGUCCUUUUGUGUAUAAACCCGACCGUAUAUACCACAAACCUCAGGUUUAUGUGUGAAAGCUUUUUUCUUAGAUUCUAGAGAUGAACUUAAACAUAUAGAGGACCCCCGACUAGCGCCAGAAAUUACAGCGUUUGCUGAUGGUCCCUAACCACGACGCCAUUGGUUCAAGCGUUUCCCUGGUUCUCAGGACAAGUGGAAGCUGAUUGGAGCAAAGCCAUGGAAAUGGAAGAAGGCGGAUCUUCUGGUUUGAACAGUGGAUCAGCUGCAUUUAGGAUGUCUGCACUUCAGCCUCUGAGGGAGUUCAUCAACGCCCGACUGGCUGCUGCUGCUGCAGAAAUAUUUAGACAGGUGGAGAAAACCUUCAUCCAGUACGAAGAGGAGCUCUGUUGUCGGCGCAGACUGCUGGAAAUGAGCUUGAAACCACAACUUCAGCUGCACAAUAUCUUAGCCCUCCCUCAGCAUCAUCGAAGUGCAGAUCAGGAGCAGAAGAGCCAAGAAAGGAUCUCCAGAGGGACGCUGAGGGAACCAGAACCUCCAGGCAUUAAGGAGGAAUGGGAAGAGGUCUUCAUCAGCCACCAUGCAAAGCAGCUCCAUCUGAAGCAGGAGACGGAUGUUUUGAUGGAGACUCCCAAGACUGAAGAGUCUCUGAGCAGUCACCAGCUCCAAAGUCAGGAGACAACAUCCGCUACAAACGAAGAAACAGAGCUGGAGAACACAGAUCAGAGGAACAGAGGGGACAGAGGUCACGUCCAAGAUGAGGUCAGCUCUCACGUGACAGGAAGUCACUGUGGCUCCAACUCUGAGAACAUGUUAGAAAAAGCUGCUAUUUGUGGAAAGGAGUUGAAGAUAAAGACUUUGGUGGAGAAACCUCACAGGAAGCCUUUAAAGAGAGUGGAAGCAGUCAUGUGUGUGGCUGCUGGUCCACCGCAGAAGCAGCAGGAGAACGUUCCCGGGACCAGCGUCCAUCCAGUGACGGCCUGCAGGCCUCCUGCUCCUCCUGCUCCUCUCUCCUCAACUGUCAGCCAGCCCGUCCACAGGAGCGAUCCCAAAAGUGUUGGCCUGCUGCAGCCUGUUGGACUUAUUAAUGGUCAAGUGAUUUUUAAAAGCCUUUAUCUGCCUCCCAGUCCUGCUGCUCCUCUUCUGAACACCAGCAGCUACAGGACAAAAAGGCACAAAGAUCAGCAGUUUAAAAGUCAGCCUUAUAUCAAGAAGCCGCCCAACGCCUUCAUGCUGUUCCUAAAGGAGCAGAGAGCAACCGUGCCGCCGGAACUGAAGAGCAACAGUUCAGCUGUUAAUAAGCUCCUGGGAGAGAAGUGGAGCCUGCUGUCAGAGGAGCAGAAAGCCAAGUACUUCAACCAGGCUGAGGUGGAGAAGCGGCUCCAUGCGCAGCAGCAUCCCGACUGGUCCAGCUCAGACAAUUAUGGCAAAAAGAAAAAGAUUUCCAGGAAAGGAGCUCCCUCCAAAAGCAAUGGUUUGAAUGCACUUUGAAUGUCCUGCCUGGAACACGCCUCCAUCCGUCCACCCACCGGCUCUCCCCGGACCUCAUGCAGGAAAGUUCUGGUUCCUCAUGUUCUCCUCCUGACAGAGGAGCCUGAUCACAAUGUUCUAAUGAAAGGAAACAGGACCUGUGUGUUUUUUCGCUUUGUGGCCAAAAAGCCACAUACAGGGUCAGGAUUGUGGCUUAGGGCUCCAUCAUUAACCCUUGUGCUAUCCUAGACACUUUAACGUUGGGAGUUGGGUCAUCUAGACCCACUUGACAGUGCUCUGAACCUUUUUUCUUCAAUGAUUUG